AUGGAGUCUGUCUCCACUCGAUGUAUGAUCGACAUUGCUUGUGAUUUGUGUCGUGAUUGGAAAAAGUUCGGUUACGUAAAUGGCCUGUCAAAGGAAGUUGAGCAAAUUGAUCAAGAUUACAGGAAGAAUGUGUUUGAACAGUCAUACAGAAUUCUACAAGUUUGGAAGCAAAAAAAUGGAUCCAGGGCAAAUUAUCAAGAGCUGGGAAAAUCGUUUAGAUCAGGAACACUGUUACGUACUGAUUUAGCGGAAAAAUAUUGUGAAGGAAGAAACCAAAGCACCUCUAAAACAGGUAAUCGUUAGAUAUUUUACUCGUAAAUAAACGUCUGUCUGAUGAAUGUCCUCCAUGUACAUGAGGCGGAGCAUGAUGAAGAAUUAUUAUAUGUAACCGAUUGGAUAUUAACAUCCUCCUCAAUAUGCAUGCCCAGCCUCAUUCACGAUAAAAUUGUUAGUUAUAAUGAUUAUAACAAACAUUCUCUAAGAACCUGAAUCACAAUCUUCAACCAUCUACUGCUUAUUUUUAUUUUCAUAUUGAUUAUACUUCGAACUUAUUUACAAUACAUGGGACUUAUUCAGCUAAUAAUUGAAGUUUAUUUUGGUUCUUUCUUGUUUGUUUAUUCUUUAGGAUUUCUCAUAUGUUUCGUCUAUAAGUAUGUCUGAAAUGCCAUUCUUGUCUCAUAAACUAAUGUAAAAUUUUCUGUUGUCUUUUUUAUUAUUUUAAUUUGGUGAUAUCAGAAUUACAUUCCUGGAACUACAGUUGGAUGGCAGGACACUAAAUUGAGUGACCCCAAAGCCAAGUAGUUUUCACACAAACUAGGGCUGUGGGUGCAUUAAGUUGGUGGGUAGGAGGAGAUAAUAGUCACUUUUGGGAAAUGACCCUACACACUUUCAUUAUUUUUUUAUUACUGUUGCCUUUUUUCUGGGAAGUGUAGCCUGCAAGGCAGGUGCGAAAAAGGGGAGGAAAGGGGGAGAAAAGCAAGAAAGGGAAAGUGAAAGGGAAAGGGUGGCAGUCCUCUUUCCUUCCCUCCCCAAUCCUCUCUUUCUUUUUCCCUCCCUCCCUCCCCCUCUCCUUUUGAGGCCUCCUACACAGAUAUCAGAACUGUUCAUCUACUUUUGCUUUACAAUCUUAGAAAUCUUAGAGAAGGGUCAUUUGAGGACGGGGAAGGUGUCAGACACCGAUAUAGUGGCAAUUUCAAAUGAGCUUGGUGCUAAGUGGAUAUGGGUUGGACGCUUGCUUGGGCUGGAGGAUACUGACCUUGAUGAUAUUAAAGAAAAUAAUGGGAGUCUCUUUGAAUGUUCUCACACAAUGCUACGUUCCUGGACGCAGAGAAGUUCAUCUCAGCUGGCAACAUAUGAGUGGCUUGCCCAAGCAUUAAGCCACACAGCGGUAGGCAAGGGUUUAAUUACUCAAAAGUACUGCAUUCAAGAUAUCAGAGAGUCCCAAGGAGGUAUUACUGUGAACAGUUUGUGAUUAAAAUUAUGAGUGACAAAGGAGAUAAGCAUUAUUUAUAAGCACUUAUUAGUGUAAAUGCGAUUUAGGAGAAAGCAGAUAAAAAUAGAUGAAAGUUCUUAGGUCAUCUCUAACCUCGUUCACCUGUCCCUACAGAGCGCACAAGCAAGAGAUGGGAAGUGUAGAGAACCCUGGGAACAAGCUUGAGGUCAUUCUCACUAGUACAUUUGUAACAGAAAUAAAGCCAUGAAAGGGGUGGGUUGGGACAAACCAUACAAACUAAUGCAAAACAAAAGGACAAGUUCUAAUAACAAACAAUCAACUGGUCAUCGGGCAGAUAUCUUAAUUAAAUCAAGGUGACCUUGGUUGUGCACCUGCCUCUCUUCUUUGCAGAGGGCAUGUGUCACAAGCAGUGCAGCAUGAGCCUCUGCAGAGGAGAAGGUGAGGUUACCAGAUAGGUCAUGCAAUACUGGUCAUUCUGAUAAGUGAAUGCCCAAGUUUGAGAGCAACUCAUUGGACCUUAUAAACAUGGCUGCUUUUAUCUAAGGUACCCCACGCCCGUGGACUGCCAUUAACUUUUACUGAGUACUUCACGAGAAGAUUUUAAUGGCAGUCAAUCCUCCAUAUUGUGAGAAGCAAAAAGGUGCACAGACGGGUGGAUAACAGAUAGCAGUUUCUUUUACUUUCCCUUGCAACUUUUAAUACCACUAACAGGUCAAUUAUCACAGUCCAGUUCGCGUUUACCCUUGUUAAGAUUAUACGUUCUGUGUUAAUGUUAGGUGCAUCUGUUCCUCUUGGGGGAGAAGACAUUCAGCAACUUAAUGAAAAAAUGGAGACAUUACAAGUCUGCAAUCCAACAGAAAGUGCAAGUAAGCUUGAUGAUGAUGGAGUAAGGAGUGUUGAAAACAUGAAUGACAGCGCAAUAGGUUUGUAAGUGUUUUCUUCAUCAUUUGUCUUUUCCUUGUAAUUUAAGUGUGUAUUUGAGGGAGAAGGAAAUUUUUGGCAGGUUGAUAACAUUUUGCCUUAUUCUGUUCCAUGCAUUUUAACACACCAAUAAAUGUCACAAACAAGACUCCCAUAGAGGGGGUUCAUUGGGCUGCUGACUGCACAAUGCAGUGGUUCAAUAAUAAUAAUAAUAAUAACCUUUAUUUUAAGAGGCUGAUACCAAUUACUAUAAAAAGUACCGUAAAAUUCCGAAAAUAAGCCCCUCCAAAUAUAAGCCCCCCAAUCCAGUAACGCAAAAAACCCUCCGAUAAUUCGCCCCUCCAAAUAUAAGCCCCCCGGGGGCUUGUACUUGGAAAAUUGCCCUCAAAUAUAAAGCAAAACAAAGCAAAAACGGUAAAUUUACUUCCAACUAUAAGGCUAGCCCAAUCGAAGCCCCCUCCGAAUAUAAGCCCGUCCAAAAAUAAGCCCCUCAAAAAGGGCCUUUGAAAAAUAUAAGCCCUGGGGCUUGUUUUGGGAAUUAUAAUAAAAGGUUCUUAAAAAUUCUAGGGAUUUAAAAAAUUGAGAGAUGUAAAAACGAAAGUGAAUACAUUGGUAAAAAAGGGAAUCCAAUCUACAAUGAUGUUAAAAAAAAGCACGGAUUUUUAAAAAUCAGAAUAACUUUUAAUAUUUUGGGAAGUAUAAAUUAGGGACAUUUCCACAACAAAUCCCCUUUCCCCCGUAUCUCCCUUCUGCCCAAAUAUUGCAUGACAGUAUGACGUGACUAGCUUGAUCUGUGUUCCUGGCCAAAUACAGAAGAUCACAUAUUCAGCAAGCAAACCCUCAAGUUAAAAAAAUUAAUGUGAAUGUUGUUAAGACUGGCACCAAUUUUUAUAACAAAUUUACCUACUACAAAUUUUGAUUUAAUCACUGUUUUCGUGAGGGUAGCCUUACAAAUUGCAAAAAAAAGCUCAGCAUUUUGUUUUACCCUGAUGCAUAUACUUUGAUGCUUUUAAAAAUCGUGCAUGUCUCCUAGAGGUCCUUCUUCUACUUCUUAUCAUCAUCAUCAUCAUUAUUAUGCUCACCAGGUUCAAGAAACCCUCUACCGGUGCCAGAUGAUUGCAUACGAAAGAAAUUUAUUUCCAAUCUACCCUAUAAGGUUUUGGGAGCCUUGGUUGUCAAGCUAGACCCCCCACGCGAAUUAGGAGGAGACUUCAAAGAUCUUGCUGACGAAAUGGGAUUUAAUAUGGAUGAGAUAUUGUAUUUUAAAUCACUGAAGAAUCCCACAGAAACUAUUCUAAAUCGUUGUUCCUCACGUUCUAUAGAAUAUCUUUGUAAAAAGCUGAACGUGAUCGGACGAGCAGAUGCUAGGUUGGUGAUUGACGGAUGGAUCAAGGCACAAGUUUGUAAAUGUACAUUGUGCGUAACCAUGAGUUAA
Porites evermanni is the source of this 3809-nucleotide messenger RNA. The record is from the annotation of a GenBank genome assembly. Lineage: Eukaryota; Metazoa; Cnidaria; Anthozoa; Scleractinia; Poritidae.